Molecule: messenger RNA, 1625 nt
Organism: Lytechinus variegatus (green sea urchin)
Lineage: Eukaryota; Metazoa; Echinodermata; Echinoidea; Temnopleuroida; Toxopneustidae
Gene: ntpcr
Product: cancer-related nucleoside-triphosphatase homolog
Exons: 5
Coding region: 234-812 (192 amino acids)
Molecular function (GO): ATP hydrolysis activity
Source: RefSeq, a predicted model, not a curated record
UAACAACGCAAUUCAUGAGCUUUAAAGGCCAUUUGGCUUACACCAACGCACGGGGUGCCUUCGUGGGAUCGCCCGGCUCCUCUGGCGUAGUGCUAGGCCAGCGUUCGCUAUGCAUAUGUGCUCUGCUACGCCGCUGAGCUGCUGAUUAAGCUACGGCUCCAAUCAAGUUCCUGUUUUGUGCGCUGGUUUUAUCCCUCAAUUCCUCCGGACCGUGGUGUUAAAUUGGGUUUGGUAUGGCAAAGAACAAUCCGAGGAGGAUCAAACACAUUUUCUUGACUGGUCCUCCAGGAGUUGGAAAAACAACUUUGGUGAGGAAAACCUGUUCUGAGCUGAAGUCAAAAUCAAUUCCACUUCAAGGUUUCUACACAGAGGAACUAAGAGAGGGUGGAAAGAGGACAGGCUUCGACAUCAUUACAUUGGAUGAACAAAGAGGUUCAUUAGCAAAAAUUGGAGGACAGAAGGGGCCCAAGGUCGGACAGUAUACAGUUAACCUCCCAUCGUUUGAACGGUUAGCUUUACCUGUAUUGUCUCCUCAGAGAGAAUCCUCGCCCGUCUAUGUAAUUGACGAGAUUGGUAAGAUGGAACUCUUUAGCCAAGGGUUCAUCCAAGCAGUCCGGAGGCUUCUUGAUCAUUCUGACACAACGAUCUUUGGAACCAUCCCAGUGCCUAAAGGACGCCCUCUUGGUCUGGUGGAGGAAGUCCGCAGCAGAGCUGAUGUACAAGUCUUCACAAUUUCAAAGGAAAACCGUGAUGGAAUCAUGGAUGACAUCCUCAGAGCUGUCACUCAGGCAAGGUCUCAGAAAGGAACUUGAUGAUUGCAUGUGUAUGCUAAUAGAACUGUUGAAAAAAGACAAUCUGAUCACCACAAUAAGAACAAUGAAAGGUUCAAACAAGGCUGCAAAUGCAUAUCGGGAAAAGAGGUGCUCAUCGAGUUUGUCAAGCAAAAGGAAAGGGAUGGACACGUUCUUCUUAAUGUGGAAUGGCACAGUUAAUCCAUCUGAGCAUGAUUAUUGAUUAAUGUCAUCAAUAUCAAAACCUUGAUGAUUUAUCUUCCAGAUCUGUGAAGGACAUCUCAUAUUUUCAUGGAUAAUUUUGUGUGAGACAUGACAUGUAUGCUCAGUUCUUAAAGAGUAAUUCUCAAAUCAUAUAUUUUGUAUAAUUAUGAAUAUUUAUUGAUCUUUCCUUUUUCUCUUUCUUUCUCUUCCUUUUUCUUUCUUUUUUGACAUUCUUUGUCCACUCCUCUUUCCCUCUUCUUCCACCUUUGCGCUUAUCUACUUCUUUUUCUUUCUUUCAUAAUGAUCGUCUCUCUGGUGUGCUAACACCAACGGCAUUAUAGCAGAGAGAGUACGCAGUUUACCUAUCAUGAUCAUGGCAUGACGCAUUUUCAAAUUUGAUUUUAAUAAAACACUUGAUAAAGCCAUGUAUUGGCGAAAUUGAUGAAUUUCUAUGUGUACAGACCAGAGGUUUUGAUUUGAUUCUCAGUAUUUUUAUUUCACUGACUUUCAGAACAUCUACACACACACAUAUAUAAUGAGGAUGUACAUGCUUUGGCUCUUUUUGCUUGAUACAAGACUUGAAAUAAUAAAUUUCAUCAUAGCUAAUGAAGGCCUAUGGCCAAAAAUUCA